UCCACACAUUUACUAACAGACACACACUAACAGUCUCGCCUCGCAUAACUUCACAGGAGCGAGUCUUCCUCGCCGGAGUCCCUUCCCAAAGACAGGAUUCCAGUCGUGAUUAGGGCAAAAGGAAAUGAAGAGGAGGUUAAAUAAGAAAUUCUUGAUUGUGAUCGUCGCAUAUUCGGGUUUACUUCUGCUAAUCGCGUACGUGUUAGAUUAUCGGGAUAAAUCCGGCGAGCACGCCAAGCUUCCGCAGCAACAGCCCAGAUGCUCAGAUUUGGAGAACACGGUGGCGCUUCUGUGGGAUAACAAUGGCUACAAAGUCAACGGCAGCGACGCGGCGGCGGAGGCCAGAUUCAACAGGAGUCAGCCGCGGAUCCACAUCUACCUGCACGCCACCUGGAGGACCGGCUCGUCGUUCUUGGGGGAGUUGUUCAACCAGCACCCCGACGUGUUCUACCUGUACGAGCCGAUGUGGCACAUAUGGCAGGCGCUGUACCCCGGGGACGCGGGCAGCCUCCAGGGCGCGGUGCGGGACAUGCUGAGCUCUCUGUACCGCUGCGACUUCUCUGUGCUGAAACUUUACGCCGGAACGCAGAACAUCUCCACGUCCUUCAUCUUCGGCUGGAAAACCAACAAGGUGAUCUGCUCGGAGCCGCUGUGCGAUGCGCACAAGCGCCACGAAAUCGGGUUGGUGAAGGAAGAGCAGUGCGCAAAAUGCAGAAGAAGGGACAUCAGGGAUCUGGAGGUGGAGUGCAAGAAGUACCCCGUGAUGGUGAUCAAAGGGGUCCGCGUUUUGGACCUGAGCACCCUGGUCCCCUUGAUGAGGGACUCUGCGAUCAACCUGCAGAUCAUCCAGCUCUUCAGAGACCCCAGAGCCGUGCACAACUCCCGUUUGAAGUCCAAGCAAGCUCUGGUGAAGGAGAGCAUCCAGGUGCUGAGGAGCAAGAAGCAGACGGACAAGUACAAGCGGCUGCUGGUGCCGAGCAACAGGAUGAACCGGGCGGAGAGCUAUGUCGCCAGCGCCAUGGAGCUCAUCUGCGACAACUGGCUGGGUGACAUGAUGCUGGUGACCAACGCGCCCCCGUGGGUGAGCAGAAACUAUGUCCGCAUCCGCUAUGAGGACCUGGUGCUGCGCCCCAUGGAGGAGCUCCAGAGGAUGAUGCGCUUCGCCAACCUCUCCACCUUUCCCGCCUUGGAGAGGUUUGCGCUGAACAUGACGCGCGGCCAGGGCUACUCCUCAGAGAAACCCUUCCUGAUCUCAUCCAGGGACGCAAAAGAGGCCAUCUACGCGUGGAGGGAGCGCCUGAACGUGGAGCAGAUCAACCAGGUGGAAGCCUACUGCAGUGAAGUGAUGAGGCAGCUGGGAUACGAGAGAAACAACGUGGACAAAGCAGCAUGAGGUGGAUUGAGAGUCCUGGUAUUCAACAGCUGAGAGCAAAAAGGUGGAAAAACAAAACAAGCUGCAGGAAUGCAGUCCUCCAAGAGGUUCUCGAGCGUGCCUCCGGGGUUGUUUUGCCUUCACCCGAGCCCACCCGAUGAACUGGAGAAAAUCCCAGCGAAGGGGCAGCCUAUCACAGACGGGUACAUCUGAAACCAGGAGAAGGAAGCUUGUUAUUCUAGUCCUGCUUUUCCGCUAGUCUGCUAGGGAUGGGGAGAAAGAAGGUGGAGCGGAGGGAAUACUACAUACAAGGCUGAUUUGUGCUACAGUUCACUGCUCGGCCUUUGUCUUUCAGUUUUCCUGUAACACUAAUCCCUCCUGGAAUCCCCCCCUGUUAGCAGGGGCCAUAGAAAAAAACCAGACGGGGGUCCUCUGGGAUGCAGGGAAGCAGCAUCUCACCCAUGACUAAGCUUUCUUGAGCAAUACUGAUACUAGAGCGGUAGUAACAAAGCUAAUGUAGAUCUCUAAAAGAAGAAACGGGGCCCUGCAUGCACCGAGCAACUGCUGCCGGUCUCGUGGCCCCUGCAGGAUCUCCACAGCUGCAGCACCCCGCUGAUAGAUUAUCCACGCGGGUGUGAGUUUGCCUAACUUCCUGCACGGAGAACAGCCUUCACAAACAGGACGAGCUUUCUCAUGGUACUGAUCCAUAUUCUGUUCACGUGUUUCAGUUUCUGCGUGACGCAUGUUUAAAACUGUGAAAUGGGAACGAGGGAGGAGCCUCCCCGCCGGCCACAUGGUUUGUUUUAGGAGCUAGUUCUGAAUGAAACGUUUUUUGUGUUUAGAGCUCAGGUCAAAGAGAGAAAACGUGCAAGUGGCCACGUUUAGCACUGCUGUUUCUAUUUAUGGUUCAGUUUUUAAGUAAAAUUCAUUGAUGACUGAGGUUAACGUGCUCUUAAAGUCGUUCUUUUGUUACGUGGGAAAGGUAAAAAAAUAAAUAAACUUGCAGGUCAGACGGAGCCUCGAUGCACUCAAACAGGAGCCGGUGCUUCAUCGUGAUGAACGCGUUUGGAGUUUGUCAGUAAGCAGCAGCAGUAAGCACUUUGAAAAUGGAAGACUUUGUACUGAACACAUGUCUGAAGUUAAUAAAAUUAGUUUCAGUGUGCCUCACAGCGA
Oryzias latipes (Japanese medaka) is the source of this 2545-nucleotide messenger RNA. It is a transcript of the gene chst7, whose product is annotated as carbohydrate (N-acetylglucosamine 6-O) sulfotransferase 7. Gene Ontology annotation, biological process: carbohydrate metabolic process; N-acetylglucosamine metabolic process. Gene Ontology annotation, cellular component: Golgi membrane. NCBI's taxonomy places the organism in Eukaryota, Metazoa, Chordata, Actinopteri, Beloniformes, Adrianichthyidae. Gene Ontology annotation, molecular function: chondroitin 6-sulfotransferase activity; N-acetylglucosamine 6-O-sulfotransferase activity. The record is from RefSeq and is a predicted model, not a curated record.